Molecule: messenger RNA, 3901 nt
Organism: Mirounga angustirostris (Northern elephant seal)
Lineage: Eukaryota; Metazoa; Chordata; Mammalia; Carnivora; Phocidae
Gene: PPIE
Product: peptidylprolyl isomerase E
Exons: 10
Coding region: 69-974 (301 amino acids)
Biological process (GO): protein peptidyl-prolyl isomerization; protein folding
Cellular component (GO): intracellular membrane-bounded organelle
Molecular function (GO): RNA binding; peptidyl-prolyl cis-trans isomerase activity
Source: RefSeq, a predicted model, not a curated record
GGAGGGGCGGGGCCGAGGGAAGGGGGCGGGCUGACCACCGGCUUCCGGCGGGUGAGCGCGGGAGCAAGAUGGCCACUACCAAGCGUGUGCUGUACGUGGGUGGGUUGGCAGAGGAGGUGGACGACAAAGUUCUUCAUGCCGCCUUUAUCCCUUUUGGAGACAUCACAGAUAUUCAGAUUCCUCUGGAUUAUGAAACAGAAAAGCACCGAGGAUUUGCUUUUGUUGAAUUUGAGUUGGCAGAGGAUGCUGCAGCAGCUAUUGACAACAUGAAUGAAUCUGAGCUCUUUGGACGGACAAUUCGUGUCAAUUUGGCAAAACCAAUGAGGAUUAAGGAGGGCUCGUCCAGGCCAGUGUGGUCAGAUGAUGACUGGCUGAAGAAGUUUUCUGGGAAGACUCUUGAAGAGAAUAAAGAGGAAGAAGGGUCAGAGCCUCCCAAAGUAGAAACCCAGGAGGGAGAGCCCACGGCAAAAAAGGCCCGGUCGAAUCCUCAGGUGUACAUGGACAUCAAGAUCGGGAACAAGCCGGCCGGCCGCAUCCGGAUGUUGCUGCGUUCCGACGUUGUUCCCAUGACAGCGGAGAAUUUCCGAUGCCUGUGCACCCACGAGAAGGGCUUCGGCUUUAAGGGAAGUAGCUUCCACCGCAUCAUCCCCCAGUUCAUGUGCCAGGGCGGCGAUUUCACGAACCACAACGGCACGGGGGGCAAGUCCAUCUACGGGAAGAAGUUCGACGAUGAGAACUUUAUCCUCAAACACACGGGACCAGGCCUGCUCUCCAUGGCCAACUCCGGCCCAAACACCAACGGCUCUCAGUUCUUCCUGACGUGUGACAAGACGGACUGGCUGGACGGCAAGCACGUGGUGUUUGGGGAGGUCACGGAAGGCCUGGAUGUCCUGCGGCAGAUUGAGGCCCAGGGCAGCAAGGACGGGAAGCCAAAGCAGAAGGUGAUCAUCGCCGACUGCGGGGAGUACGUGUGAGUCCACACACGCUGUCUCCGCACCGCCCCUGCCUAUCCAGGAGCCGUCAGCCUGGGAACCAGCAUGUGAGGGCGUCUGUCCCCUUUGUGGCAAGCAGGGGUGUGUGUCGUGGCCCUUCUUGGGGGUCAGCUUGGAGCAGCUCUUCUGCAGACUCGGCCCGGGCUCCCUCUGGCUCUCCCAGGUGUGGCCGUGGGCCCGGGAGCUCGCAGGGGUCCCCACUGUGGACGGGCGGUGCAUGGCCUUUUCCAGGCCUUUGCUGCCACGGCUUCUCCUGGGCCCACCAGCGGGGCUCCUGGACAUCGCUUCUGGUAAAAUAAACCCGAGUUCUUGUACUGCAAGUCCAGCUAGUUCCUAGGAGUUGUCCGAGAUUGCAUCUCUGCUGAAUUAGGCUGGCAGAGGGAUAGGGCAUAGCUUUUCUUUCCUCCCUUGGGUGGAUUCCCUGAAGUGCCAGGUGGUGUAUCUUCAAGCCAGGUACCCUUGUCAAACCACGGUCAGGACAGUGGAAAUCAAAAAUAUCAAAGAAGUCUGUCUUCUGCCGCCUUCCACUCCAGAACUCCUGCCGGCUAGUCUUUGAGGCAGCGGGGGUACUUUAUCACUCGCAACGAUUCGUUUGUUUGUUUCUUCAUAUUUGUUCUACAGAAUUUUUUUUAAGGAAGUUCUACGCCCAGUGUGGGGCUCGAACUCCUGACCCUGAGAUCAAGAGUCGCAUGCUCUGCUGACUGAGCCAGCCAGGCGCCCCCAGUCUACAGGAUCUGUAAACGCUGUUUUAUACCUCAGAGCGCCUCUCUGUGCCGGGUACUGGGCUUACUUGUCCAGAGGCAGGAGGCCACCCGGCUCUGCGGGCCUAAUCCAACCUGCUGCUUUUCUGUUGAGUAAAAAGUUACUGGAAGACAGCCACAUCCAUCCAUUUACAUAUUCUCUGUGGCUGCUUCUGCGGGGACAGAUACUGUGUGGUCCCAAUGUUAGGGCUCUCCAGAGAAACAGAACCAGGAGGCUGGGUGUAGAUAUGUAUAUAGAGGAAGAUUUAUUUUAAGGACUUGGCUCCGUGAUUGUGGGGGCUAGCAAGUCGGAAUUCUGUAGGGCCAGCUGGCUGGAGACCCAGGGAAGAGUUGAUGGUGCAGUUCGGGUCCGAAGGCUGUCUGGAGGCAGAAUUCCUCCUCCCUCGUGCAGUCUCAGUCUUCUCUGUCUUAACAGCCUUCCACUGAUUGGAUGAGGCCCACCCACAUUGUUCAGGGUAAUCUGCGCUACUUCCAGUCUGCUGCUUUAGACAUUAAUCACAUCUGAAAAGUACCUUCUCAGCAACAUCUAGACUGGUGUUUGACCAAAAACUGGCUAUCGUGGCCUAGCCAAGUUGACACAAAAUGAACCAACACAGCCUCAGAGCCUAAAAUAUUGACUGCUUGAACCUUUGUAGGACAAGUUUGCUGAUGGCUGAAACACAUGGUCCCACCCCGUGCUGAGCUUGGUCCUUCUAAUGCGGCCACUGCUCAAGUCAGGCUGGCUCCUCUCUCUAUUCCCUCUGCACAUACUGCUCAGCCAGGUGGUUUUCAAGAAUCCCUCACCUGCUGAAGGCCCUGAGCAGGGACUGAGCCCCAUGGCCACUAGACACCUCUCUGUGGUUGGGUUACCAGGACCAUUCAGAAUCCACCGAGUUGGGCUUUUUCAUCUUGAGAUCUGGACAAGCCAGAUGCCUCCUGGCCCUGGUGACCUGGGAGCACUCCUGUGAGGGAUGAUGUCAUUCUGGCCCUACCUCUGGCUUCUGUGUAUCCAGCGGACUCCCAGCCCUUGGCUGAGCUCCUGCUCAGAGUUUCUGUCUCCUUGAGGCUAGGAUGUAUCACCACAUGGUUACCCUUGACCCCGUGGAGCUCCCAAAAGAGACCUUCCCUCAAAGCACAGGCCCCCACUCUGAGGGCAGACUCUGGCCAUCACAGGUCAGUCACCAGGAAAGGAGGCGUAUAAAGGGUGUAGCAUGGCCACCUCCCAAGAGGGGCCUGACUUCUGUGACAAUAACUUUGUUACUUUCUGUUCUUCCCUGGUAGCACCCACUGGGCUCACUGCCCCUCCCGGUGCUCUCCAGAGUGUCCACAGGUGUUAUCACCGUAUCCACAGCAGAACCCUAUACAGAGGGAAACCACGGCCCGGGUGACAUGCUGCAGAGUCACCCAGAAUAUGGCAGAGCUGGGACAGGAAGCUCGGCCUGCCUCCCCCUAGUUUAAUGGGGUCCUGGGAGGUUUACUGGGCUCUAGCCUCAGUCUAAGGCAGGGGGCCCAAGGCCCUGGGGGAAGACACGGUCAUGGUCCCUAUAAUUAGCCUGGACCCUUUGGGGAGACCCAAGGAAGCCAGGCCCAGAGCCCGGGAGCAGCGGCCCGGCUGCCUGGUUCAGCUAUCACAGCACCAAACCUCUGGUGCGUGCCAAGACGGCACUGUUGGAAGUGAACCGGCGUGUGCCAUGUGGCCUUUGCUGUGGCCCGAGGACGGAGUGCCUGCCUCGGGCCUCCUGGUCCAUGUGCGUGUUGCUCUGUUACGGCAAACAGGGCUGGUUUUGCCGGUGCGCGGACUCCUUCAGCCUGUGGCCCUGAGGUCAGGCCUGCGGCUGCUGGAGCCCCCUGUCGGAUUCAGGCGCUGCGAGCUCUAGGCCCCAGUCACAACAGCCUGCAGCAGCCCUCCCAGGAAGGCAUUAGGGACCUACUUUUUAGUUGUGAACACUGAGUCUCGCAGGCUUCGGGGGUUAAAAACCUAGAAAGCCAUGUUUUCAAAAAAUAUUUAUUAACAGGAAAAUUUUUACUGCAUAAUAAAGUGGGAAAAGCAUAUUUCAAAGCAAUUUAUAUAAGUAUGAUCCUAAUUUUGUAAAAAUAUCUAUGAUAUAUAACAUCUAUAUGUGUAUAUCCUAAGAUAAAGGCCGAGAAAUAAAUUCACCAAAAUAUUAA